GCUCUCCCCAGGUGCAAAGAUGGGGUGCUUCACCUUUAUCAAGGUCAUGAUGAUCCUCUUCAACCUGGCCAUAUUUCUCGGUGGCGGGACCCUCCUGGGAGUUGGCAUCUGGGUCACAGUGGAUGAAAAGUCAUUCCUGGAUAUAUUUGGGACGCUCUCCUCUAGCAUCCUGCAGGUUGUGAAUGUGAGCUACUUCCUCAUCGUCAUCGGUUCCAUCCUGCUGGUGAUCGGCUUCCUUGGGUGCUACGGUGCCCAGAAGGAGAGCAAAUGUCUCCUGAUGAUGUUCUUCUCGGUGGUGCUGAUCAUCUUUAUUGCCGAAGUUGCUGCUGCUGUGGUGGCUCUGGUCUACACAGGUCUUGCAGAGAUGCUACUGACAAGUGUGGUGACCCCUCUCCUGAAGGAGAAGUAUGGGGAGGAUGACAGUCUCACACACAUCUGGAAUGUCACCAUGGAGGAGGUCCAUUGCUGUGGCCUGAAUAACUACACGGACUUCACCAACUCCACCUGGUAUGAGAAAUACAGAGUCUACCCAGAGCCCUGCUGUAAGGGCAUGCAUCCCUGCAACGACACGCUCGCGGCACAGGAGGAGGUCCAGGGUUGUUUUGAUAAGAUUUUGGAAGAAAUCAGGACUAACGCAGGUGUGGUGGGUGGCGUUGCAGCCGGCAUCGCUGCCUUGGAGAUUGCGGCCAUGGCAGUUUCCAUGUACCUGUACUGUCAUCUGGAUCAGAAAUGA
This is a messenger RNA of Balearica regulorum gibbericeps (East African grey crowned-crane), 733 nucleotides long. The record is from RefSeq and is a predicted model, not a curated record. Lineage: Eukaryota; Metazoa; Chordata; Aves; Gruiformes; Gruidae.